Molecule: messenger RNA, 3535 nt
Organism: Pseudo-nitzschia multistriata
Lineage: Eukaryota; Bacillariophyta; Bacillariophyceae; Bacillariales; Bacillariaceae
Source: the annotation of a GenBank genome assembly
AGUGCCAUAAUGUACGGUAUCGUAAGUACGAACUUCAUCCGUGUGAAAAGUACUGUAAAUACCGGUGCCUGCGAAGGCUGCACAUCCACGGUACGAGUAUCUGUCUGUAUCGUACCGUUACUAGAUCAGUACGAGUAGUACCUGUACGUACUCGUACCGUGCAAUCGAAAAGUAGUAGUACUACCCCUGAAAAAAGACACCCAAAAGGAACAGUGAGUGAACUCCGAUGCAUCAUCGCACCGCACCGCACCCAUCAUCUCAUCGCAUCGCAUCGCAUCUCAUCUCAUCUGCCGUCGUCUUUGUCUCGGGUAGCACAACCAUCUUUGGUCUCAGGCCGCAUCUUUCAGGAAUCUUUGGAACAUAAUAGAAGCCAAACAGGGCGAACGAAACGCAUCCAUAGCUACCUCAGGGAUCGUAUCGCGACAGCGCAUUGAAUAGUUGCCAAGGACACUGUGUUGUAUCCGUGGCAGGAAGAGCGAGAAAGAGAAAGGCAAGAUCGAAUACAUUGGUAAACCUUGUGUCUGACAGAUAAUAAACAAACCGAAGCUGGUUUCGAGGUGAUUUGUUUUCCAAUUACGAGAGCAUGGGGAUCAAAUAAAAGUCGCUGAAGGAAAGUUUACUGAAAUUUUCAAUACGGCUUUGUUGCAAAAAGGAAGGGCAGGGAGCACCAGGUGUGUGUACCAAAUCUACCAACACGCUCGUCACCAAGUACUGGAUCAAUAUAUCUUCUUAAACAAAACGAAACGAUCAAGUACAGAAUAGAAUACCAUGAGCGAGCGAAUGAUUGAACUCCAGCGGGCCAAGCUAGGCCUGGGCCCACCACCCACUUCGGGGACUUCCUCGAUGGGUUCCCCGCAACCGGGGAUAGGGAAGAAAUUGAACACCACYAAUUCGUCCCUGGAGAGACGUGCGACACCKUUAGAAGCUGCCACUGCCACGCUUCUGUCGGAGGACGCCCAAAUAGAAAAAUUCAUCGAUCGCCUGCAACGGCGGGAGCGAAAAAACRCAAACCUGCACCAUCACCACCAUUCGGAACCGAUGCCCACCAGCCACGGCCCGACCGUACCAACGGCCUUGUCGAGACGCAUGCUACAGCGCCAGGGGGUUGGAUAUCUGGAUGAUACGGUGGCAUCGAUCGUAUCGGCGUCCGCGGAUCGGUUCUUGGCUACCGUGUUGCAGCAAUCCAUCGCCUGCCGGGACCAGCGGCUCAAGGGCGCCGCCAUGACCAGGGACGCCGCGAAGCAACGGAAACGACACAUGGAAAACUACGAGGCCGACAGCGACGAUAGGAAGCGCCGAAGAGAAGCCAUCACUAAGGCCCGCGAAGACAUUGCGGUGCUCACGAUCGCCGCCGCCGAUGCACUUAAGAAGGGGGGAGGAGGCGCGGGAAGCGGCAAGGCAUCCUCCGAUGCAGCGGGCACAAAGAAGAAACCAAAAAAGGGAACCAAAAAGAAUGCUGCCACUGCAUCGAAGCCCACCGGUCCCGAGAAACCAGACGCGGCCAUGGAAGCCCUCGCCAUGGAAGAAUUAGAAGAAGAGUACGACUCGAUAGACGAAGAGGAAGAAUAUUACCAAGAAAAUGUGGUGGAGGUUACAAGGGAACGACUUUGUUUGAAGAAGACCGGGGACAACGACGAUCAAGAAGAAGAAGACGAAGACAGCGAUGACGAAGAYGACACUCUGUUGCUYAGAGAUAUCGUACGUCCACUCGAGGCGUGGAACUUUCAUCUCAACGGAAAGGAAGCGAUAGAAACAGACGACGACAACGACGAAAUCGAGGGGAGCCACAAAUACCUGCAAGAAAGCGGAAACAGUAAGGCAGAUCCAGCUGUAUCGUCGUCCACUGCACAACAGGUGCAGCCAGCGGACGAGAAAACGAAAAGCGACGAGGCUUCCGGCGCCGGUGCCAACGGGGCCGAAGAAAGCAAGGCACCGAGCGGAGACAAGAAACAAAGCGGCGAGCCCGCGUCCAACGGGACCAAGAACGGCGGUACCAAAAAGCCGGCGUCGUCUACAACAUCGUCACCCACAAAGAAUCCACCGGCCUCUUCGUCUUCGUGACACGCGCAGAAAUGACUCGGUUCUAAUGUUCAACGACUGCUUCGGUCUAGCAAUUUAUUGAAAUCCAAGCUCGUUUCGAGAUCUGUCCAUUUAGGGAUACUACUAUCACUUCUACAGCAUAGCUAACGUUUGUAUUUAGUUCUUGGUAUGUAGAAAGGAAUCGCUACAAGCAUCCUAAACUUCAUUAGAGCCGUGUUGAAUUAUAUCGUACCCCAUCACUAUUCGUGACAAAAGAAAUUCCUGCGUGAGCAUAUUGCAUGGGUUGUGAAACCCUGGUCGCKCAUUCACAACAUCUCCUCGGAGGGAGGCGCCGCCCCUUGGAGUAGCUAAGAGCAUUCUUCUCUCCAGAAGUUAUGGUUCUGGCCAACAUARUGCCUCUUCUACCGUACCGGUAGAUCACGAGGUUAAACAUAAUAUUAAGAAUUUUUUCCAAGGGUCGUGAAACCCGACUUUCCAAAACUCCAACCUUUUACCACGAAUUCACAUCGAAAACACACACCAUUCAAAAUAGUCCUUAACCCAGCUCUUUUCUCCACAAAAUGAUUUCUUGUUGCUUGAAGUAUCGACGGUCUUCCUCGUCCACCAGGACCAAAUUGAGAAAGUAUCGCACCGAAAACCGGUUGUUGACAGAGCUAUAUGUGGGCGUCAGAUCAGCCGGAAUCCCGCGCAUAGAUAACUUGACCGGAAUGACCUCCCCUUUGACGGGGGCUCCGUCCAUGAUUUCGUACUUKACUAGGGUUUGCGUUUCCGUAAAUACGUUGCCGCCAGCACUAUCGUUGUUGGAACCUCCCUGCGGUACGGAGGGUGUAUUUCCCCCGGAACCAACCCGGUCGCCGCUCGUUUCCCUCCGAAUGACGGCUAACUCCAUGUGCUUGAUUUUAAUGCGUACCAAGAGAAAAUGAAUCUUCCCCAAAAUGGUGUCCUGGAGGUGAUAGACACGACGCUCGUACUCGAAUUCAAUGUGCAGRCAAUCCUCUAUCCCAACCUCCAUUUUGAUUGCCUGGUUUUGCGCAGGAGCCUGGCCUAGAACCUGGAUCCACAYAUCGUGCUCUUUGUGAAGAGGUGGAAGGAACUUUCGUUCCAGAACAACCUUCACGAAGUAUCGAACGGAAACAUUGCGUCCGCGGUACGACUCGUGCUCCUUGUCUAUAUUGCGGAACAAAAAGGGAAGAUGGACUACAGACUGAUAGAGUAUUCCCGGCGGAGCCAGCUCCUUCGACAGAGAGACAAAAUCGUAAUGGGGCCGGCCUUCGUUGACACCCAUGCUCAUGUCGAUGCGGCCAAUGAAUUGAACCUUGAUCCCCAUGUGCUCUACCUUUUUCCCGGGUGCCAAUUCGAGUGUGACAACCCCACCAAUGUCCUGACUCCGGUCGUAGGCAAAAAGGGCUGUCUCUUGCAUUGCGUGUUGCCCUCCCGACAUCAUGGGUACGACGGUAGCCUGACUGCGAAAUCGAUUGCUCUUCGGAUGCUUGAC